AUGAAGAAAGUGCAGACCAAGACGUUUGUCAAGAAGCUGGCCUCGACGGAUCGCAAGACCAGAGACCAUGCUUUGGAGACUCUGAAGAAAUAUCUUGGGGCUAGAGCAGAUGUCCGACCCCUCACGCUGCCUGAAUUUGAGAAAUUAUGGAAAGGAUUAUACUAUACGAUGUGGUUCAGCGAUAGACCACGGCCGCAGCAGAGACUGGCAGAUGACCUUGCCAAGCUCUUCUCCCAAUGUAUCUCCAAGGAGCAGUUCUGUUUGUUUGUUCAGGCGUUUUGGGCAGUUGUUUGCAAAGAGUGGCCUACUUUAGACCAAUGGAGAGUGGACAAGUUCUACUUGUUGAUGAGAUAUGUGGUGCGUGAGUGCUUCGUGAGGCUACAAAAGGAAGAGUGGGACCUGGAAUUGCUUGAAAAUUACAUCAAGUCGCUUGAAGCCGACGUUCUGAGUGGCAGACCAGCAGUUCCUCCCGGAGUCACAUACCAUGUGGUGGAUGUUUAUUUGGACGAGCUGGAGCACGUGGUUGUUGGCGACGAGGAGGAUGUUGAGGCAGAAAAGGCCAAAGAGAGAUUUGAUGAUGUUCCUCUUGCAGAACUUUUGCAACCAUUUGAGAAGCUGCAGAAAGACGCUCUGAUGAAGACUCUUCGCAACAAGGUGCGGGAUGAUCUGAUCAGAGACGAGAGAUUAAAGACAUGGGGAUACACAGAGAACAAGAGCGAGGAACAGGAGGAAGACGAAGAAGAGGAGGAGGAAGAAUGGACCGGAUUUGACUAA
This is a messenger RNA of Ogataea parapolymorpha DL-1, 774 nucleotides long. Its product is annotated as Rrp1p. Gene Ontology annotation, biological process: rRNA processing. The transcript has a single exon. Bases 1 to 774 code for a protein of 257 amino acids. The record is from RefSeq and is a predicted model, not a curated record. NCBI's taxonomy places the organism in Eukaryota, Fungi, Ascomycota, Pichiomycetes, Pichiales, Pichiaceae. Gene Ontology annotation, cellular component: preribosome, small subunit precursor; preribosome, large subunit precursor; nucleus.